UCGCACUGAUUACAGCUUUACCUGCUCAGGUGAAGGAAAACAAUAACAAGCAAAACCUUGAUCAAGAAUUUGGUAGCGAUAAACGUGAUCGAUUUUGGGUGGACAUUUUAAGAAUGGCGAAUCACCAACACAGCGAAGAGCAGAUUGAAGUCUGGCGGGAAUCGUUUGAUAUUUUUGACAAAAACAAAGAUGGCCACAUCAGUCUGCAUGAGCUGGACACGGUAGUACGUAGCCUGGGUCUCAAUCCCUCCAUGAAGAAUCUUCGGACGUUUAUCAAGGAAAUUGACCAAAAUCAGGACGGCAAAAUACAGUUUGAAGAUUUCAAAAUUUUGAUGUCGAAAUUUUACGUGUCACAAUCACCAGAGGAGCAACAGAAAGACAUAGAGGGCGCUUUCAAAAUAUUUGAUAAGGAUGGUAACGGUAUGAUCGAAAAGUCGGAACUUUUAAGAGUAGCCACGACGAUGGGGGAACCGCUCACUGACGAAGAAGCCGAACAGAUGAUCAAAAUAGCAGACACCAAUAACGAUGGUUUAAUCAAUUACAAAGAAUUUUCGAGAUUCAUCACACGACCAGUCCUAAAUAGCAAUACACUUGGGCAAUAAGUCGGAAUGACUAUAGGAUGGUGCAGUUAGGUUUUUGCAGCAAGAGAUCUCUAUUUUUGCAACAUUUGAUAUUAAUACAACAAUUGACACAGUCCAUCAGGGACACUCGAUGCAUAAGAUCUGUGGAAAAAAUCAAACGUAACCUAUAGCGUUAGAUGAUAUACUAGUAUGUGUAGAUCAUUAUUAAUUACUUAUCGAGGUGGACUAAUGGUGCUGGAGUGUCAACCCUCACGAGGUAGUUACGGCUUUAACACAAUAACUUAUGACUUGGAAGACUCAGAUCUGAAAAGAAUUUGACGUUGGAAAGGAAGGUAUUUGAACAUUUCUCCUAGAGUUCGUUUUGGCGUACCAUUUGUCGCUCGUUGGAAUCCACAUUAACCAGCCUGAAUCAUUUUGUGCUUGCUAUAUUUUUUGAUCAUUUCAGUGCAUUAUCAUUGUGACAAGUUCGAUUAUAUUUCCGGAUAUUUAGUGUAAACAAGAAUUUGAUGGGGGUAGAACGUUUAGAUAUAAAACUUGAUUUUAACGGGAAUAGUGUGUGCUUGAUUUCAUAAAACGAAAGGUUAGGAUAAAGGGCCCUUGUGACCUCCAUUUUCAUUUAAAUUUAGAAAUAGACUUAAGUGUGAUUAAAACACUGUAACUUGUUUCGAGAUAUGCCUUAGUAAGAUAUUUAUAAUCACGAUCAGAAUGUGAGAGUCUAAAUCCACAAUUUUGUCACAGAUGUUAAAAGUGAUACUCGGUUUCAGACAUUUUUGUCCUUGACGAUUUUCUCAAAAUGGGGGUCAUAUACAGCUGUACAUGCGAGACCUUUAUCAUACAUGUAUCUUCUCUUUUCACUGUAUGAGUGCAUUUAUAAUGAUGUAGAAUUGUAUUUUACUUCAUAUAGAUUUUAUUGAAGUUUAUAAGUGCAUUUCUUAGGGUUACAUUUAAUUUCAUCUUUCGUCGUACAUUUACGAAAUAAGAUGUGAUAGAAUGACUCCAAAUACAAAGAAUUUGGUGUAAAAUAUUGAUUUAUCUAAUAAAUGUACAUUUAAAAA
This is a messenger RNA of Ostrea edulis (European flat oyster), 1636 nucleotides long. Its product is annotated as calmodulin-A-like. Bases 114 to 602 code for a protein of 162 amino acids. The record is from RefSeq and is a predicted model, not a curated record. Gene Ontology annotation, molecular function: calcium ion binding. Lineage: Eukaryota; Metazoa; Mollusca; Bivalvia; Ostreida; Ostreidae. Gene Ontology annotation, cellular component: myosin II complex. The transcript is spliced from 4 exons.